Messenger RNA from Anoplopoma fimbria (sablefish), 1078 nucleotides. It is a transcript of the gene mafa, whose product is annotated as MAF bZIP transcription factor a. The record is from RefSeq and is a predicted model, not a curated record. Bases 45 to 1040 code for a protein of 331 amino acids. Gene Ontology annotation, cellular component: nucleus. Gene Ontology annotation, molecular function: DNA-binding transcription factor activity, RNA polymerase II-specific; RNA polymerase II cis-regulatory region sequence-specific DNA binding. Gene Ontology annotation, biological process: regulation of transcription by RNA polymerase II. NCBI's taxonomy places the organism in Eukaryota, Metazoa, Chordata, Actinopteri, Perciformes, Anoplopomatidae. The transcript has 2 exons.
CAGCUGCUCUUCACCCCACUUGGAGGACUGUCAGCAGCAAGAGGAUGGCAUCAGAGCUGGCAAUGAGCAACUCCGACCUGCCCACCAGUCCCCUGGCCAUGGAAUAUGUUAAUGACUUCGAUCUGAUGAAGUUUGAAGUGAAAAAGGAGCCGGUGGAGCCCGAUCGCAACAUCAGCCAGUGUAGUCGCCUUAUCGCCGGGGGAUCCUUGUCUUCCACCCCGAUGAGCACGCCGUGCAGCUCGGUGCCCCCUUCCCCAAGCUUCUCGGCGCCCAGUCCGGGCUCGGGGAGCGAGCAGAAGACACACAUAGAGGAUUUCUACUGGAUGUCCGGUUAUCAACAGCAGCUGAAUCCAGAGGCGCUGGGCUUCAGCCCCGAAGACGCGGUCGAGGCGCUGAUCAACAGCAGUCACCAGCUCCAGUCGUUCGAUGGCUAUGCCAGGGGCCAGCAGUUCUCUGGCGCAGCCGGGGCAGGAGGCACCAUGGCCGGGGAGGAGAUGGGGUCCGCCGCCGCCGUGGUGUCGGCAGUCAUCGCUGCGGCAGCCGCUCAGAACGGAGGGCAGCACCACCACCACCACCAUCACCACCACAGCAACGGCCACCACCAAGCACCCGGCGUCCAGUCCAACGGCACUUCUGGGACAAUUCACCCACACAUGCGCUUGGACGACCGGUUUUCGGACGACCAGCUGGUCAGCAUGUCAGUGCGGGAGCUGAACCGGCAGCUACGGGGGGUCAGCAAGGAAGAAGUGAUCAGAUUGAAACAGAAGAGGAGGACCCUAAAGAACAGAGGCUACGCGCAGUCCUGCCGGUACAAGCGGGUCCAGCAGCGGCACGUCCUGGAGGGAGAGAAGACGCAACUCAUCCAGCAGGUCGAUCACCUAAAGCAGGAGAUCUCCAGGCUGGUCCGGGAGAGGGACGCGUACAAAGAAAAGUAUGAGAAGCUCAUCAGCAACGGCUUCAGAGAAAAUGGAUCCAGCAGUGACAACAACCCUUCAUCCCCGGAGUUUUUCAUGUCAUCGAGAAAAUUCCUCCAUCUGUGAUUUCAAGCCGCAAUCCUCCGUGCCCUUGUCUCCCUGAG